Messenger RNA from Cyprinus carpio (common carp), 4206 nucleotides. RefSeq names its product IQ and ubiquitin-like domain-containing protein (gene iqub). The record is from RefSeq and is a predicted model, not a curated record. Gene Ontology annotation, cellular component: motile cilium; acrosomal vesicle. Gene Ontology annotation, biological process: cilium assembly. NCBI's taxonomy places the organism in Eukaryota, Metazoa, Chordata, Actinopteri, Cypriniformes, Cyprinidae. The transcript has 10 exons.
AAUUAGGAAUUUUCUGAGAAGAAAAGAAGACACACAUACUGUAGAGAAAAAAGUGUGGAAGAUGACCAGACGCUGAUGGACAUUGGCGUGCAGCCUCAUGGGAUGGUCCAGUUUGAGAUGAGCUCACUAGACCCAGAGAAUUACCCCGUGAGACCAGUCAAACCACAGCAGGAGCACAACAUCCCAGAUGUCAUCGCUGUCAGGGUGCAAACAGACACAGACUCAGUCAGGAUGUGGUGUUGGAGAUCGAGAGAGCCAAUCGAGGGACGGCGUUUCUUGGAGGAUACUGUCAUUAUGUGACCAAGGCAGAGUAUCAUCAUGAUGCUGUCCAGACGAUGCCUAAGAAGAAGUCUGACAAGGGUGUUGAGAUGUUCAGCAGAGAUACACAGUUUCACAGACAGCUUGAGACAGGCUGAAGAGCAGCAUCUGGCAUGGGUAGAAAAUGAAAAGAGAAGGAAGAAAGAGGAGAAAGAGCAGCAGAUCAGAGAUGAAUAUCACUGCAGGAUGAAUCCGGAGUCAAAGGCAGACUUUGAUCUGCUUUAUAAUGCCUUGAAAAAAUGGAGGAUAGAGGAAGUGGAACACAUCAAUGUCACUUUAUCUGGUGCGGAGAGAAAGGCAGCGCUGUGCGCUCUACUGGAGCAAGAGACCCAGUUCAUCUCCUCCAUAGAACAGCACAGAAUGUGUGUAGGCACGAGGAACCGGGAUAAGGCCAUGCAAGCCUUCCUCAACAAGUGUGCCGAACCAAAGAAAUGGCGUGCAUUUGAUGGGAAGGUGACACAGAUGGACACGCAGUUCACCAUCAGAGCCAAGGAGCUGUGAGACCGGUACAGUUGCAUCACCCAGGCUUAGUUCACAAAGGACGAACGUCUGGAUGUGCUUCUCACUCUCAAACGCACCGUAAAGGAACAUAAAUGCAAGCUAACACAGGAUAUAGUGGACUUGAUUGACAGGGAGGUGGACCUGCUGAUGAGGGGCAUUCAAAAGUGCAACCUGGAGGGGUUGAAGAAGAGGAUAACCUCCCUCUUUCUCCAGUACAUCAAAACCCCUGCAUUCAACCCUCAGGUGUCCCGGUUUCUGUGGUUAUGUGGCAAAAACAGUGUUGUAGGUCGAGUGCCUCGGGAUCCUGCUGACCUGAAAAAGAACAUCUAUUUGUGUUGUGGCUGUAAUGAGUAUCAGUCAUCCACUGACUUUGCUCUGAAGACAGACGCAUCUUCGGCUGGCCUCUGUCACCGCUGUAUGAAUUUAGACAAUGAGGCUCGUCGAAGAGAAGACUUCUCUCUUUACAAGAACAUUCUCAUGUGCUUGCAGGAAUCUGAGGCCGAGUGCAGCCCAGAACCCAAAAUCACUUACCUGCUGCAGGAGCAGGACCUGCGGUACCUGGUGGAUUUGUUGUGGGGGGCUCAGUCGGCUUUGAGCAGCUGGAAAGACCUUCAUGAUUUACUGCUGGUCUGGUGGGAGAAGCAUUUGGACUGGAGCCCAUGGAACUGCAUCCUACUUACAAAGUAUGAGGCGGCUGCACAUCUCAAACUGGAGAACAUCGAGAAGGCAUAUGAUGUGGUAGUCAUCCGUAAUGUCAAGCAGAAACACACAUUGGCUAGGAACUACUUCUCCCAGAUUCCUGCGAUGGCUGAAUGUUUGCACGACGCAGAGAUUCAGCCUUCUGCCCUCAGCAACCUGCUGGCCUCCAAACCCAUCACCAAUCGCUAAGAGACUAUCCACAAUCCUGCGGGGCGCUCAGGGACAUCUGCAGCUUCACUAUUUGUGGGCAGUAAAGUAUAGAAAUCUAAAACCUUCUUAAGAAUUCUUCUUCAAGAUCAUUUCUCGAAUUUGAAUAUCUUAUGUUAAUUUAAACCAUGAGUAGCGGGGCCGUUUUUUCGUCUCUACUCCAUUGCACUGUGCAAUUUGCCCUGAUCAUUAAAAGUCUUUCACUUCUCGCUGCUCUGUUUUCCAUUCAUUAGGAUCAUUCAUUAAUGCUAAUUACUUAUUAUUUGGCAGUAAUUGAGAAAGAAGUUUUCCUUUUAUUUUCAACUUCAUUGGUAUUUUGUAAAAUAAUAAUUGGUAAAAAGAGCAGCAAAACUACAAUCCUGUGAAAAAUGCGGCAUUACCAUGUUAUGAGUCUUGAGUACAAAGUAAGCUGCAUAAAAAAAUAGAGAUUAGAAUGACAAAAAAGUAGAUUAUCCCUCCAUGAUUGCUCCAUACAAGAAUGUAUUACAAAGUUAUUUCCGGGAACACUUCGGGAGCCUGAAAAGCACAAGUUGAAGAGGUUUUAAUUAGACCUUUGCAAAUGAUAUAUAGCCUAGAUCUAAUCAGGAGGUGAGCAAUCUACGAUCUGCAAUUAUAGAAAAAGGUCAAGAACCUCCUCCUGUGUCUCCUUUUGAACAAAUGUGAAUGAAACCACCAGCACCACAGGACUCCAUUAGGUAAGUUUAUAAGCUGUGCUUAAUAAAAUGGGUUUUAUUAGAGAUUUGGCUUGUCAUCAUAUUCCUUGGCACAUGCCCUAUCACUAUCAUUCUGUGAUCAUGUAAGAAACAUUAAUGACACUUAGUUGAUCUUCAAAAACGAUUGAACAUGAUAACAAAAAACAGCUAAUAGGGUGGAGGACAUUUGAAAAACAAGUUAUGUUACAAAGGAUUAAACUGUGAAUUUAUUAGGUGUUGAUGGUAGAACAGAUGCAGAUGCUUUUUGUUGAAUAUAAGAGGAACUUCAGCAUUUUUAUAAGAAUUAAAUAAGAAAAAGUGUUUGUGGGUUCCAGGGUCUUUAAAAACUGUAAUGUCUACUACUGUAAUCCUUUAAAUCGGUAACAAAGAAAACACUUCUGUUUGCUGAAAUGAAGGUAUUAUGAAAAACUUGUUGGGCCCUGAGAGCAACAUUUUUUUAAGGUUAUUGUUUGAUCUAACUGUUUGUGUAUGUAUGAAUAAAGUAAGUCAAAGGUAAGUCGAGAUUUUCUCCAUUAUUGUUCCCACCAGUAUUGUGCAAUCUUUUGUAAUCUUUGGACGCUGGAAAAUGCUUUGACGUUUAUAAUGCUCAUAUUGAUAACUAAUUUGUGGAGUUUUAUGUAAUCUCUGAUAGAGCUGUUCUGUUUGUUCCUUGAGAGAGCUUGAGGAUUGCGAUUAAUGUGUAAUAGAGCAGACAAGAUGAAGCUAGUGUUCCGUCCAAGUUAUCCAAUGAUAUUUCAAGGAAACACCAUUCUGCAUUUCAAAUCCUUGGUAAUCCUGACUGUGAAAUGAUGACUGUAAAGGGAGGUCAUGAAGAUAUAACUUCAACAGCAUCAACUAACCUCAACGUCUUCGGACGGAUUUGACAUUACAGUCGGUCAUAGGCCAGCUCUUUGUGACUUUUUCCAUUGGAUUCACAAUUUUCCAUUGCCACAUUUUAUGAUUCACAAAGUUAUGGAAGCCUUUUUUGUCUCAGGAAAAAAUAAAAGUCACUAGUGAGAUACAGAUAAAAAUAAGAAAUAGUCAAAAAUUAGGUAAAAAAAAAAAAAAACAAUAGGACGAAAUGAAUUUGCAGUUACGGGAUAAAGUCACAAUUUUGAAAUGUAGAGUAGAAAUUACAAGAAAUAAAUUAAGUUUUUUCUAAUAUAUACUGUAGUAACAAUUACAAAAAAAAAGUUGGAAUUGUUUCGAAUUAAAUAAUUGUGUGAUGUAAAGUUCCAGUUACAAAACCGUUACAAUUAUGAAAUAUAAAUUUGCAAUUGCAUGAGUGUAGUGUAGUGACAAUUUUUUAGUAUAGUAGAAAAUACAAUAAUUUUUCAUCGCAAAAAUUAAAGUCUCAAUUGUGGAAUGGAAAGUUGCAAUUGUAAAAUUCAAAGGCAUGAUUAUGAGAAAUAAUAAAUUUUAUGAAAAAAAGUGUUUGGAAUAAAAUAACAUUUGUGAGAUGUGAAGCUGUGAUUAUGAGAGAGUUGCAAUUACAAGAUAUAAAUUUGUAAUUAUGUGAAAAAUGGCAGUUGUGGGAUAAAAUCAUAAUUUUGAAAUGUAAAGUAGCGAACACAAGAACUAAAUUUGCAAUUAUGAAAAAUAAAGUCACAAAAAAAAUUAAGUCAGAAUUGUUUAGAAUUAAAUAACAAUAGUGCGAUGUGAGAGUCACAAUUACAAGAUAUUCGCAAUUGUGACCCUGGAGCACAAAACCAGUCUUAAAGGGAUACUCCACCCCAAAAUGAAAUUUUUGUCAUGAAUCACUUACCCCCAUGUCGUUCCAAACCCGUAA